AUGGCGCAACCUCAACAGAUAGUCAAUAGCUUCCAACAGGCUUUAAACAUUUCCGGAUCACCCAAUGCAGUGUCCACAUCCCCAACUCAAACUUUGAAUUUGAGUCAAUACUUCCCACAAAAGGCCACAAAGGCCUUGAAGCCAUUCUCGACCGAAGACAUCAAGAUACUAUUGUUGGAAAAUGUCAAUCAAACAGCAAUAAAUAUCUUCAAAGGCCAAGGUUACCAAGUGGAAUUUUACAAGUCGUCGUUACCGGAAGAGGAAUUGAUUGAGAAAAUCCAAGAUGUGCAUGCGAUUGGAAUCAGAUCCAAGACCAAGUUAUCGGAAAAGAUUUUGAAGCAUGCUAAACAUUUGGUUGUCAUUGGAUGCUUUUGCAUUGGUACCAAUCAAGUCGACUUGGAUUUCGCAGCCAAGUGCGGUAUUGCCGUUUUCAACUCGCCCUUUUCCAACUCGAGAUCAGUUGCCGAGUUGGUCAUUGCCGAAAUCAUCACUUUGGCAAGACAAUUGGGGGACAGAUCCAUUGAGAUGCAUACUGGUACUUGGAACAAGGUCAGUUCCAAAUGUUGGGAAAUCCGAGGCAAGACUUUGGGAAUUAUCGGCUACGGCCACAUUGGCUCUCAACUAAGUGUUCUUGCCGAGGCAAUGGGUAUGAAUGUUAUUUACUACGACAUCAACACCAUUAUGGCCUUGGGUAACUCUAAGCAAGUUGACACGUUGAACGAGCUUCUCAACAGAGCCGAUUUUGUCACCUUGCACGUUCCCGCAACCGCCGACACCAAGAACUUGUUGAGCGCACCGCAAUUUGCAGCAAUGAAGGAUGGUGCUUAUGUCAUCAACGCCUCGAGAGGAACCGUGGUUGACAUUCCGGCUCUAGUCCAAGCCAUGAAAGCGGGCAAGAUUGCCGGCGCUGCCUUGGAUGUUUACCCACACGAGCCUGCCAAGAACGGAGAAGGCUUAUUUGGAGACGAAUUGAACGACUGGGCAAGCGAAUUGACCUCGCUUCGAAACGUCAUCUUGACGCCUCACAUUGGCGGAUCAACCGAAGAGGCGCAGUCUGCCAUUGGUGUUGAAGUUGCCAACGCCUUGACCAAGUACGUCAACGAAGGUACUUCAAUCGGCGCCGUCAACUUCCCCGAGGUCUCCUUGAGACCUUUGGAUUUGGACCAACAAAAUGUCGUGAGAGUCUUGUAUAUCCACCACAAUGUCCCUGGUGUGUUGAAAACCGUCAACAAUAUCUUGUCCAACCACAAUAUCGAAAAACAGUUUAGUGAUUCCCAAGGAGAUAUUGCUUACUUGAUGGCUGAUAUUUCCGAUGUAGAUAACAGCGACAUCAAGUCGCUAUAUGAACAAUUGGAACAAACACCAUACAAGAUUGCCACUCGUUUGCUAUACUAA
Messenger RNA from Lodderomyces beijingensis, 1395 nucleotides. Lineage: Eukaryota; Fungi; Ascomycota; Pichiomycetes; Serinales; Debaryomycetaceae. The record is from the annotation of a GenBank genome assembly.